Messenger RNA from Vespa velutina, 3640 nucleotides. It is a transcript of the gene Pbp45, whose product is annotated as snRNA-activating protein complex subunit 1. The record is from RefSeq and is a predicted model, not a curated record. Gene Ontology annotation, cellular component: snRNA-activating protein complex. Gene Ontology annotation, molecular function: sequence-specific DNA binding. Gene Ontology annotation, biological process: snRNA transcription by RNA polymerase III; snRNA transcription by RNA polymerase II. The transcript is spliced from 9 exons. NCBI's taxonomy places the organism in Eukaryota, Metazoa, Arthropoda, Insecta, Hymenoptera, Vespidae. Bases 310 to 1197 code for a protein of 295 amino acids.
ACAUUAAUAAAUUAUCCUGAUCCAUAGAAUAAUUUGAAUAUUAUCAGGAAUUAUAAAUCAAAUAUAUUCAAAAUAAUUGCGUAUUAUCAAAAAUAAUUUAAAUAUCGCGCUUGAAUUUUGCUCGUUUUAUCUAAUAUACCACAGGUGGUGUUUUCUUAGGUACACAAGUGCAAUGCGAUUUAACCUAUCUUUUAACAAAAUAUCUUAUUGAGAUCUUUUCUUGCGUGUUAUUACAAUAUUUUAUAUCAAUUCUCUCUAUAAUCUCUAUGUUAUAAAAGAUUUUUGGAAUUAAAUUAUUUUGAUAAGAAAAUGAGCACGUCUUUUAAUAUAACUGCAGGGUUCAGGGAAGAUUGUAUAAUAUUAAUCGAUCGUUUCGAAAAAGUCGACGAUAUAAGAUUUAAAAGUUUUUCCGAAAUUUGGAAAGAUUUAAAAUUUAGUCUAAUCUUUAAAGACAAAGAACAUGUUGCAGAAUUAAUGGAGUUUUGCGAAGAAAUAUUACAUCUAACAAAACAGUAUUUGUUUUCCGGUACAUUUAAAGAACGUAUUUGUGGCUUAUAUCUCUUGUAUGGAAUAUAUUUCAAAAUGCCAUGUUUUCAAUUUAAAAUUAGAAUUACAUUAACAGAGUGGCAGAUGAUUACGGAAUUGCACAAUCAAAUAAGGGAAGGUGAACAUCAUGAUGCCAAUUAUAUAUUGAGCAAACUUAUCAUCAAUAAUGCUUUUAAACAUUGUCUUUUUGAUCAAGAGAUUAGCUUUGAGAAAUGCUUUAGAAAAAGAUAUUAUUAUAAUAAUAAUCCUUAUUCAGUUUUAUCAUCUAUUAAAAAUAUGGGCGAGAAAGAUCAAAUAUUUGAAAAGAUAAAUAAAUUAAGCAAAACGUAUCACCAAAAGAAAUGUGAAGCAAUUGGCAGCAAUACUGAUAAUUGCAGUUUAAAUUUAUUUAAUUCCAACUUUGCUACUGAGAUUAUAAAUGAUAUUCAUACGUUUAGUAGAGGUAAGGGAUAUAAUAAGGAAAUGUGUACAAGUGCAACGAAGAAAGAUAUUAAAGAAAUAGAAGGGUCUUCGCAAAGUGACAAGAAAAUAAAACGACUAGAUCUAGAUGACCCCUAUCUCUCUUCCUCAAGUGAUAUUGGAAGUAAUGUAUCACCAUUAAAUAUUAUCGAUAACAAUACUGAAAGUAUAAUGGAUGAAUUUGCCGAGUAAAUAUAAUAAAAUGAUCCGCAUACUUUUAACUGGUCAUUGUCAUCAAAUCCAGCACUGUGUCCUGCAUUGCGCACAAUAAAACUUGUUCCGUCGUAAUGCAUCCGGCGCUCUCCUCGACGCACAAAUAGAUGAGACGUUUGACCCAACGAUGCUGUGCAAUGUAGAAACGGAGUUGUUAAGGAUGCAGUUCCAUUGCUAGGUGAUGUUCGUAGCUGAUACUUGUUGCUAUUACGCGCAAUUCUGUUGAAAAUUAUAAUGAAUUUACUGCAGCGAAAUGCAUAAAUGUAAAAACACACCUGACAAGACCAUCCGGAGUCUGAGAAAUUCUGACAUUAUUGAUGAUCCAAUUUUCAACACCUUCAUCUGUCAUCCAAUAUUGAGCAGCUCCGAGAGCUGUAGCCGCUUCUUGCAGGCACGACGAUCCAUGUCGCGAGCCGGAGUAAAAAACACUCAACGAAAAGUCCUGAAAUAAUAUCAAAGUGAUGUACAAUUGACGUAAUUAAAAAUCGUUACUCGUUUAUAAAAUCGAUAAUCUAUUACUUGACUCAUGUCCGAAAACGAGUCAGUGGUUGUUCUAGUUCCCGCUGCAUCCACUAAAUAUACAAGAGCACAUUGUUCGCAGAAAUGACCAACUUAUUAUUCCCAUGCGUAUCGUGGGCCAGAAUUUCAACACGCGAUCCAUAUUGAUAUAUUCUUCCAUUUGGAUGUAAUAAUGCAGCGGCUGCUCCAGAACAGCUUAACGAAAGCACGAUAUUAUUCUGCACUGACGAAAUAUGUAUAUAACGCAUAUGCGUAUAACUAUUUUCUCUUUUUCGUUAUAAUUAAUCACGAUCGACUGUCAUGUCAACUCGAAUCCUAUUGCGGAGUCUCAGGGAAAUGGUACCAUGUGGAGUGGCAACAGCACCUCCUGCACUCGCAUCGGUCUCGUGUUCCCUCCAAUUUUCUGUAUAAAGGCAGGCCUCCUCGGCUGUAUAAUACGGAGUGGCCAUUGUUUUAGGAGUUCUUGGCUGUCUCCAAAUCGCCCCUGAACUCGAAUAAGUGGUUGCACCCGUUAUACCGCCGCUCCAUUGAUCCGCUGGUGGUGUUUCAAAGUACUUGGAAAAUUCAUUGUACCGCUGAAAGAGAGUUUGUUCUCGGAUGAUUAAAAAAGAGCAAACAUGAGAAUAUGAAUUACGUACUUGAAAAUUAGUGUCCUCGGUCUGUGCAUGAUAACUGUGCGCUGUAUAAAGUGAUCGUGGUCGCAUUGGUGUUACAGUAACCACUGUGCCUGGCUUAUGUUGCGCAUCCGGAUGAUUAAGUAAUUCUGGUGGACAAGUGGAUAUUGGACUAGCAAGAAUAGUUUGCUUCAAAUCAUAGAAUAGAUGACUGUCAUCUUUUGUACAGAAAGAAAUAGCAAGACCAGCUUUACCAGCACGCCCCGUUCUACCAAUACGAUGUGUGUAAUCUACGAAGGAAUAUGAAAUUGCAUUAGUAAGAAUAAACAUUUUAACAAUAAUUUUACCAUGUACAUUUUACAAAUAUACACAUACCUUCAAUAGUUUUAGCCAUAUCGUAAUUAAUAACCAUAGAUACAUCCUUAAUGUCAAUACCACGUCCAGCUACAUCAGUAGCAACUAAAAUAUCUUUACUUCCACUCUUAAGAGAUGCAAGGGCAUAUUCUCUUUGCUCCUGCCCUUUACCACCAUGAAGAGUACAUGCGUUAUACUAAAAAUAUAAUGUUUUCAUCGUAAUCGUAUAUAAAUAUAUACUACAUAUGUACAUAUAAUAUACAUAAUAUGUCAUUAUGUUUUACCCCAAGCUUUUCCAAUCCUCUUGCAAGUACAUCUGCACCCUUCUUUUGAUUAACGAAUAUAAUAACGGGUGGUUCAACACCUCUGCUAAGUAUUUCCAUAAGUUUUUUACGUUUAUCAGCUUCACCCAUUAUGUGAACUAUUUGUUCAGUUCGUUCCGUAGGUUUACCAACACUACCGAUAUAGACUACAGCAGGUCGUCUUAAAUAAGUUCUUGCCAAACGUUCCACUGCAGGAGGCAUAGUAGCUGUAAACAUCACAGUCUAAAAAACAGUGAGACAAGAGAUUAAAGCGUUGAAAAUGAACGAUUGUGUAUGUGUGUGUGUACAUAUAUAUAUCGAUCACCUGUCGGUAUUUCUUCUUUGUAUUGUAAUUAGCCAAAAGUUUUUCUUCAUUUUCGGCAUCUUCGUUGUCCGGUUUCAAAUUUGUUACCGGCAUAUACUCCAAAAUUUUCUGUACAUCUAAUAUAAAUAAAUAUAUAAAUUAUUUCGUAUAUAAAUCUUGAGUAAAGCAAUAGUUUAAUAUGUAACCUGGUUCAAAGCCCAUGUCUAUCAUUCUGUCAGCUUCAUCCAAUACGAUAUAUGUACAUUGAUUUAAAACUAAAUAUCGAUUUUCUAACACAUCUAUCAAUCUUCCAGGGGUAGCAAUGACAA